Molecule: messenger RNA, 7981 nt
Organism: Gambusia affinis (western mosquitofish)
Lineage: Eukaryota; Metazoa; Chordata; Actinopteri; Cyprinodontiformes; Poeciliidae
Gene: nectin3a
Product: nectin cell adhesion molecule 3a
Exons: 6
Coding region: 145-1809 (554 amino acids)
Biological process (GO): heterophilic cell-cell adhesion; homophilic cell-cell adhesion
Cellular component (GO): apical junction complex; adherens junction
Source: RefSeq, a predicted model, not a curated record
GGUACAGCCCAUGCGGCUCCGUUGCUAUGGAGAGUAGUUCCACAGGAGCGCGAGCCGAACCAUCCUGAAAGAGAGAGAAGGCAGGAGCGAGGAGAAAGGAGGACAUACUGAAAGUGCCGAAACGCACAGACACACGGAGAAACCAUGGAGACAAGACCCACGAACCGGAGGACAGUACCCAAUAACGGAAUGCGACUUUUAACGUCCUUUUUCAUCCUGUGCGGAGCCGUCGCAGGUGUAACCAGUAACCAGGUGGUCGUCCCUGACAAAGUGAACGCGGUGCUGGGGAAGAACAUCACACUUGGCUGCAGGAUCCUGGUGGAGCCCAACCUGAGUCUGACGCAGAUCUCUUGGGAACGCCGUCUUCCGUCGGGUCCCAUCACCUUGGCAGUGUUCAACCCCGAGUACGGAACCUCGUAUGCCCCGGAAUACGGCAAGCGCAUCUCGUUUGUUUCCCCGUCCAUACGGGACGCCACUAUCAUCAUCGAAGGAGUUGGUUUUGCUGAUAUCGGGUCAUACACCUGCAAAGUGGCAACUUUUCCUCUGGGCAACACGCAAGCGUCGACCUUUGUUAACGUUUCAGUGGAGCCCAAGGUGUACGUGUCUGCAGGCCCCGCGGCUCUUCUUGACGGCGGGGACGAGGCGCUGGUGGCCACCUGCAUCGCGGAGCGCGGGCGGCCCGCCGCUGAGGUGUUCUGGGAGGCCGAGCUGUACGGGCGAUCUGAGAAGCAAACUCAGGAGGAAGUCAACGGCACCACCACGGUGCGCGUCAACUACAUGUGGAAGCCGCAGAGCUACGCCCAGGGAAAGAUGCUCACCUGCGUGGUGCGCCACCCGACUCUGCAGACAGAGUUCCGCAUACGCUACAAGCUAAAUGUGCAGUUUGCACCAAAUAUAUCCAUACAAGGAAUUGAUAAAAUCUGGUAUGUGGGUCAAACAAACGUAAGAAUCACCUGCACAGCCAACGCCAACCCUCCUGCCCAUGACUACAAAUGGAUCAGGUUGGAUGGAGCCAUGCCGGAGGGUGUUAAGAUUUCAAAUAACAGCCUUUCUUUCACACGCCCGCUAGAGCGCAAUGAUUCUGCAAUCUAUCGCUGCGAGGUGACUAAUGACAUUGAUCGCAGCACUCACAAUGUCAACUUCUGGGUUCAAGAUCCCCCGCCCACCACCGCGGCCCCCAGCACCACCGCCUCCCCCAUCCGCUAUGUAUCGGGAACCGGAACGGACGUGGACCGCCGCCGAGCCCUGUUCACCUCCCCCACCCUGGCCUCGGUCCACGACGGCAGCCUGGGCACCAUAAUCGGCGGGGCAGUGGGCGGCAUUCUCUUCCUGGUCCUCCUGUUGAUCCUCGGGGGCGCUUAUUUUAUGCGCCAACGCAGGACCUUCAGAGGGGACUACUACACCAAGCAGUACUUGGGACCCUCCGACAUGCAGAAGGAGUCUCAGAUAGACGUCCUACAGCCGCACGAGCUGCAGGAGGUUUACGGGGACAAGACGAGCAAGGGCAGCCAGGAGCUGAAACCCAAACUGGGCGGGGACAUCAUUUACCCCGACUACACUCCGGAGCGGAAGGACAGGGACGACUGGAACGACAGGGGGGACGGCCCCAGGGUCACAAAGGAGGGGAACUAUUACCCAGACCACUACAACAACCAAAACAUGCACCCCUGCGGGCCUCCUGUGCACAGCCCCAUUGUUAACAAUGGCUCCCCCUACCUUCCGGAAGACUGCUAUGAAAACGGUACAGACAGCGACUACGUGUCGCACAUGGAUGGAUCUGUGAUUUCACGCAGAGAGUGGUAUGUUUGAGGACAACUAGGGACGAAACGACGAACAUCCAAAUGGGAUUAAGUCAACAAGUGACAAACUUCAAAGGAUGCAUCGUUUUAAUUAAGAAGCAGAAUGAAAUUUCUAAGCUUUCACAUUGAGCUUCUUGAAUGGUUUUGCUCCGCCUUGAUUGUAACCACUUAACCUUAAGGAUGUUCUCUGGGGAUUGUACUUCCAAGUUUGUAGCGAUGAGCUGCAACGAAGCUGGAACGCCUCAAAAGAUACGACCUGUUUUUGCUUUGGCCUAUUGUGACGUGUCAAACCAAUGUGAAUGAGGUUUUGUUGCCCUCUGGUUUGUUUUUGCACCUGUUUCGUAAACGGUCGGCUGUUCCACGCCCUCGUUGGCCAAGUAUUUAUUCCGCAGACCGAACGGGCUUUGCUCUCCUGAAGCCUCACAACGUCUGCCGCGUUUAGAAAAACUAUCUCAUGAGAGUUCGUUGUGCAUUUUCACACACAAGUGAAGAGUUUAUUAUGGCUGAAACCAGUAUUUAAAGCAAAUUAUAUUGCAUGCUUUCUAAAAAAACAAAGGUAUCAUUAAGUGAAAGGGAAGUUUACAAGAUGAAAAGGGAGACUUGCUGGGGCCUCGUACAAAGGGUGAAGCAAAGCAAUGGAUCUCAGUAUGUAGCAGUGUAGGCAUGGGCCGGUAAGAGAAUCUUGGGGUUUCCUAACUGGAGGAAAAAGAAAUACUGACAUCAUGCUAUUUAUUCAGAAAAGUAAAUUAUAUGAUUGAUUUCAUUUAAAAACAAAAAGCAAAAAUUUUUGUAAGUUUGUGGUAAAAAUGUACCUUAAAGCUGCACUAUGUCUAUUUUCUGUAAAAAAUGUAUUUGUUUAUUUUAUUUUUAUUUUUUUACAUAUUUAUUCAAAGUGUUGCUAUGUCGUGACAGUGUAACAUGAGACACAUAAUCUUUGAAAAAUUCUGGCUCCUCCCAGUCGUCCUGCUGCCAUCUGCAGAAGUGCAAGGGAGAGAAUAUGAGCAGCGUAUACACAAGGAUGAUUCACUGCGCUAAGACCCUCCGAUUGGCAGAGUGGGAGCAGUGUGUUUCUGCAGAUGGCUGUAGGACCACAAGGACGUUGUGGAGGAGCUUGAUGUUUUCAUAGAUUAUCGGUUAGGACACAGUAGCAGUUUGAACAAAUGUAGAAAACAGAUUUUUUAAUGAAAGUGACAUACUGCAGCUUUAAUACAAGAGGUGGCACUCAGUUUCCUUUAAAUGAGGAAAAAGAGUUGGAAUUUUUUUUGUUUUUGUUUUUUUUUCAGCCAGCUGACUGAUAGAGCUUAGCAACAAGUGCAGGAGGGGCAGUGCUGUGCUCUCUUUCUUUCUCCGGCAUCGUUUUGAAAAGGCUUUAAACAGAUUUGUUUUGUCAUUUUAAAGUGUUUUAGAACCCUGUUCCACCCUGAUCACGGUACCAGCCCAUGCUUAACACACAGCCUGACUGACAUGAACAAUGUUUGGUAUCAUAACUCACUCAUCGGCCGUUCACCAUGUCACCUACACACUUAUGAGAUCAGACACUGUGGAAAACACCUUUACUCUAUCAGCCCAAAACUUUAAUACCCACAGUUGUCAUAGCAACAGCAUUUUUUUUUUUUUUGGUAGUGCUUUUUUAUUUUUCUAGCUCAAAAGAAGUGUGGAAGUGUGCAAAGGACAUAAUCUCAGGUUGCUCUUUGAAGCAGUUUAUUAAAAAUGAGUUCUGUCAUCAGAAUCUGACUAAGUGUGUCAGACGGUCAAAACCUCUCAGUCUGUGGAGACGUGCAGCACGUCACUGGCAGCUCCUCCUCAUCCUCCAGCCACUUCCUCUCGUUGUUGUCGCUUUUUUGAAAAACUCAAACGGAUAAGCUGAUGAAAAAGUGAUGAUUGCAAGUGUCGACUGUGCCUGACUUUACACGGAAUAAUCAAUUCUGUUUCAAUCUUCACUCUGCCUGAACACUUUUCAGCCUCGGCUUUGCUUGGGCUUUGGUUUUUUUGGUUGUUUUUUUAUUUUUUUUCUCUCUUCCUUAGAAAUCACAAGCACAUAUCUACCAGAAGCUCUUGUUAUUUUGACUAAGUACAGGAGACAAAAGAGUUUGGACUCCACUGGUUCUAAAAGUGGAGCAGGGGAAGUCAAAUCUGUUAAUUUCUUUUCUUUGUUUUUUCUUCAGUAGCCAUACGUUAGGAGUGUUUUAUUUGCUGAAAGUGUCAGUGAACUCAUUCAGACUAUUGUCUGGUUUCAAUCAUUUGCUCUCAGUAUUUUCAGCCACCCCAAUAUUUACAACAGACUCUCCUAUCAGGUGAACACUGAGAUGGUUUAAAGUCUAGUGUGAACUGUAGAUUGUGAUUCCCACAUCCUGUUUUUAAAACUUCCACAUGCCAAUACAGAUUGAGAACUAAGAAGAUUUAGUUCACACAAUAGUUUUCAAAAUACUUCCUUGUUCCUCAAUCAUUAGUUAUUUAUGUGGGGGAUCAGUAGUGAUGCAACAUGUGAGAGAGCUACAAUUAUAUUAUACUAGGGAUACACCAUAAAUCGCCACUAACAUCAGUUACCAGCCAUAACAAUGUUAAUAUAGGAUGUCGAUAGAGGCCCAAAUUGUUAUACCUGUACAUCCUUUUAAAGACAGUUUACUAAAGAAUUUGAAAAUAAAAAUAAAACAGUCAUAAACUUCUCUUUGGCAUCCAACCAAUCAGAGCACCUGUGGUGUGUUCUCUUCCUGUCACUUUAAAAUGAUUCCCUGGUUCCUGUAACUCCGUUCUGCUGCUGUCUUCACUUCCAAACACCUCUCUGAUCCUGAAAAUAGCUUCCUAGCUCUUCCUUACUCACCAACAACUUCCACACUAACGAGUGUUGUCAGCACAGUUCUUCUUUUGAAAGUCGGCUGAUCACAGGGUCAUUCAAGCAGAAAGUUAUCUCAUUCUGGGAACCAGCAAAUCUUUCUGUGCAAACUGAUGAAGUGAUGCUCGAUCAUCUGUAGGGAUCUGGUAAUAAGACGUCAGAUCUGAAUGCAAAACACUAAAGUCAAAUCCAAACUGUUACACAGCGGUGGCUGUUAUAGAAACGCCAUCAAUCUCAAGUUGUGUAAAACUGAGGCUUGAUAGUAACUGAAACCAAAUCUACUGAUUUGGCUAUUGACAUAAGAUCAUGCAGUCAUAAAAAAAAGUGCAGCUCUGUUAUUAAGCUUCACAGUAAGUUUCAGAACCGCCCCAGUUUCCCUGCUGAGGCCUGAUACCUCAGCUACACUACUGUAUUUUAGGUUUUCCCUCCUGAAUAUUUUCUGAUUUCUGUCUCUAAGACCAAUUGGACAUUAAAGUAUUUUUAUUUUUUUUUUUUUUACAACUGCAGAUCAAAGGAAUCUGUUAUAAAUACCAGAUGUGAGUGAUAUGGCUGUCACCAUCUGACAUUAUGUGGGUUACGUAAACCACCAGCAGUUUUACUGCUGCCGCUCGUCACUCUGCCGUCGCGGUUCAGGAUCUCCAACUCGCAGCAAAAAGAGAGGCAGAAGCGGCAAACGGAUCCCUGGGUUUUUAGUUUUGUUAGAAAGUAGGAUUAUUGAGAUGUGAGCAGCUGACGUCACUGCAGAGCAUGCCGUAAUGUUGGGGUUUGGCUCCUCUUGAGGAUGUGGAGCAGCCAUGGAAACAAAAAACUUAAUCUGCAAGUAAAAAAAAAGAAAAAAAAGAGAGAAAUCUGAACCGUGGAGGUCAGGGAUGUAUGUGUAAUGGCUCCCAGUGGAAGAGAUGCAUGUUUCUUUCUUUCCCCACAAGCAGCAUUUCUUGUGAAACUAAGUUGAAACAAAAGAGCUGACAUCAUCAGCGAUCUCAUCUUUUCCUGCUUGGUUCGUCCCGACACUUUUCCACUCAAAGCUUUAGCUUUGUUUCCUCAGGAUUGAUACAGAGAUCAGAGUGGCCUUUUCUAAGUCUCACCGCAACCAAACAGAAAGGAAAGUCUUUCUGUUUGGUUGCUAUCCAAAACAAUCUGGUUCUUUCUGACAAUGAAAUUUCACCCUUUAAGUCAUAAGUUACCUGCCAGAGCUGCAGAAUCAUGAAAUCACUUUACUAGAACCUGUUUGACACCAUGAACUGGUCUAAGAUUGAAUUAGGCCUUUAUUUUAGGAAGGUGACAGAAUGAUAAAACCAAAGACUUUUAAAAUAAUAUUCUGUGAGCUGGCUGAAUAAAAGUGGAGCUUCAUGGAGGAUCUUGUUACUUCUGUUGUUAAAUUAAUAAAAUACUUCAUAGAAACAACAAGCAGCCCUCAGAUGUUUGUAGUGUGACGUUCAGGUACAGCCAUGGCUGCUUCAGGACCUGACUGUUUUACCGAGUUUGAUUGAACCAUGUUGAACCGAGCACAACAGCUGAAGGAAAAAGUUCAGCUGACAGUUAGCGACCCUAAUAAUCAAUUGAACCUUAUGCAGGAGAAAAAUAAUGUGCAAAAUGAAUACAAAAAGCACAAAAGCAAGUUCACCUCUAAAUGGCACAGCUAAAAAAAAAAAAAGCAACAAAUCAAGUGAAGUUUGUGGAAUGCCCUGAUCAAAUUCUGGUCUUUAAUUCAAUGGAGAUGUUGUGAUACUAACUUAACUACGAGACAAGGUCCAUCAAACCCUGCAGGUUUUUUACCCUGUGCGCGGUUUGGCGGGGUAGCACUGACCCUGGGUGCGCUUUUACAGGGUUUUAAUCAUGUGGUUUCGGGAAUUGACGAUCUUAUCGGACAACUUACCCCACUUCCCAGCUGUCCGACCGUGGCAUGCUCCUCCUGACCGCAGGAGGGAGGGUUAAGAGGCCUGUUUGUACACCAACACCAUACGGGGCGGCCAAGUUCAAAACAAAUCUGCAAAGAGUGGACCAAGAGUAGUCUAGGGGCAACGGGAAAGACUUACUGCUGGUUGCUGCCAAAAGUUGCUGAAGCCAAAAGCAGCAAACCAGCUCUUAAGUUUGAUAGGCAAUUCCAAUUUCUGAUUUAAAAAAUACAAUUACUUGUACAGAAAAGCAAUGGAUGGAUUAUUAUUAUUAUUAUUAUUAUUGAGCUUAUCUUAGUCAGAUAUAAAAAUUGUUUUGAUUGAGAUAUUUUUAAUUUGACCAAACAAAGCUAAACCCAGAAGGCAUCCAUCCAUUGCAGUGGAUUCAGGUCCAGGCCUCCGUUUCUGAAAGAUUUCCAGCGCACGUCUCCACCCCUGGUUUUCUGGUGGCACGGCUCCGGGUCGAAGGGUUUAGAUGUCUCAGAAUAAACUGCUUUAAUCUGGGCUCUCACUCACGCCAUCGCCACACAUCUGCCACUGCGGCCCCACAUGGAAGGAGACGUCCUCACCUCAAAACCUUCAGCUCUUUGAUCAGCUUUUAUACCCUUCAGCCUCAGCUUGGGUCUGAUUUAAUGGAUGAUUUUUAUUUGUAAUUUUUUAUUUUAUUUUUGUUUUACCUUUUUUUGUGUUUUUCGGUUUCUUGCUCGCCAACUGGUUGCAUGUGCAGCUACUUGCUGCCAGUUCCAUCACUAAUGUUUAUAUUACAUGUACAUAUUGCGUCUAGUAUUGGCGUGGGGUUAGUUGUUCUCUGUCGUUCUGGGUUUGUUCUGGACCCCCUACUGAAUAGCUGGUGCCUUAAAUGGGCUGAGCAAUGCACAGAAACUUUAAAAGCUGACAGAUACUGAAAGCAUUAAUGUAAAGAUUAUUGUUAUUAUUAUUCAAAAGAGGGCAGAUGUGCCUUUUUUUAAUACGUAUACCAACUUUCAUAUUUAAGAUUUGCUGUUGCCAAGGCAGCAGAGAUGACAAAAGGUUUAUUAUCAUGCCUUACAGAGUUUAAAAAGGACACAUGUAACAAGUUGGUUACUGGGAGAAUUGUAAUAAAGCAAUGUUUCACUGGGAAUUUUGGCGAGCCAGGUUCAUAGAAAAUAUUAUUUUCCUGUAAAUAUGCUGGCUUUAUUAUUAUUAUUAUUAUUGAAAAAAAAUCAUAUUUUUUUGUAUGAGGUCGGUAAUUUUCACAGACUAUUAGUUAUCUUACGAGCUUUCAGCGGGCUCCUGCCUCACAGUAAGGCAGAGAGCCGCUUUUCGCUGCGUUUUAUAUCGGUUCGCGAGAGUUGGGGAUGAAUUGUUUUGUACGGUGUUCUGCGGAUGAUUGAGGUCUCACAGGAAUCAGAGAUGAGCGGGUGGCAGAUUUUGUCUUCUGUUCUUUUGUUUGCAAUAAAACGUCAUCGUUUUCA